AUGUCCCGACGUUAUGAUUCCAGAACAACAACAUUUUCUCCUGAUGGUCGUCUUUAUCAGGUAGAAUAUGCUCUAGAAGCUAUUAAUAAAGCAGCCCCAACAAUUGGAAUCCUUUGUAAAGAUGGAGUGAUUUUAGCUGCUGAUAAGGCUGUAGUUUCCAAAUUAUUAGAUCCUGGAAGGACAUUAGAAAAAUUAUAUACUAUAGAUAAUCAUAUUAUUUGUGCUGUAGCAGGUCUCACAGCUGAUGCAAAUAUAUUAAUUUCUCAAGCUCGUAUAGAUGCACAAAGAUACCAAUAUACAUAUGGUGAACGACAACCAGUAGAACAAUUAGUUAUUCAAAUAUGUGAUAGAAAACAAAGUUAUACUCAAUUUGGUGGUUUGAGACCUUUUGGAGUUUCUUUUCUUUUUGCUGGAUAUGAUCAUUAUCAUGGAUAUCAAUUAUACCAAUCAGAUCCUUCUGGUAAUUAUUCUGGCUGGAUGGCUACUGCUAUUGGACAAAAUAAUCAAACUGCCACAUCUAUGCUUAAACAAGAAUGGAAAAAUGAUUUGUCAGUUGAUGAAGGUUUAUUAUUGAUUGCAAAAGUUUUAACUAAAACAAUGGAUACAACUUCACCAUCUGCUAAUAAACUUGAGUUUUCAAUAUUGAAACAUGAUGAUAAAUUUGGAUGUAUUCAAAAAAUUCUUUCACAUGAUGAAAUUCAAGCUAUACUUAAUAAAGUCCAGGUUGAGAACUCAUCUGAAAAUACCAAUAAUUAA
Messenger RNA from Cryptosporidium muris RN66, 756 nucleotides. Its product is annotated as proteasome subunit alpha type 4, putative. The transcript has a single exon. Bases 1 to 756 code for a protein of 251 amino acids. Lineage: Eukaryota; Apicomplexa; Conoidasida; Eucoccidiorida; Cryptosporidiidae. Gene Ontology annotation, biological process: ubiquitin-dependent protein catabolic process. The record is from RefSeq and is a predicted model, not a curated record. Gene Ontology annotation, cellular component: cytosol; nucleus; proteasome core complex, alpha-subunit complex.